Penicillium robsamsonii is the source of this 1161-nucleotide messenger RNA. RefSeq lists its product as uncharacterized. Lineage: Eukaryota; Fungi; Ascomycota; Eurotiomycetes; Eurotiales; Aspergillaceae. The coding region runs from base 1 to 1161 and encodes 386 amino acids. The record is from RefSeq and is a predicted model, not a curated record. The transcript has a single exon.
AUGAACCCUUACAUCAGCUGGGCGAUCUUACUCGUCGUGGCAGGUGGCCUCGGCUGGUACUACACUAAUGGCACAACCCCCAAGGCCAACGUGAUUCGAGCUGCCGUGGAGAAAACCGAGGCCACUGUAGCACCCAAGAAGUCAAAGCGCAAGUCUAAGCCUGCUCCCCAGCCGGCUGCCAAGAAGUCCGAGGUUCAGACCGUCGUGUCGCCUCCCACCACCGAAGAUGAGAAGCCGGACGAGGAAAUCGACCACAAGGAGAUGGCCCGCCGCAUGGCCGGCCUCAAGACCAACGCUCCUGCUCAACCCGCCCCCGCCAAGCCUGCUCCUACAAAGAGCCAGAAGAAGAACAAGAAGAAGGCUACCCAGCUCGAGACCAGCGAUACCCGUGCCUCCUCGACCACUGGCGCCGAGGCCGACGACGAUCUGUCUCCCGCCGCGUCUCCCGCGGUGAACGCCACUGUCCCCUCGGCCGGAUAUGUUUCCGACAUGCUGGAGGCCCCCGCCCCCGGUGCAUCUGUCCUCCGCGUCACUGGCAAUGUUGAGAACCAGCCCAAGAAGCAGAAGGUUCAGUCUUUCAAGGAGGUGGAGACCAAGAAGCAGCGCCAGCAGCGUCUCAAGAACGAGGCCCGCAAGCAGCAAGUUCAGGAGGCUGAAGUUGAACGCAAGAAGCUGCUUGAGAAGCAGUUGCACACCGCUCGCGAGGCUGAACGCCGCGAGGCUGCCCGAUCUACCGCGCCUGCUGCCAGCGCUUGGCAGACCAAGGAGACUGCUCCAGUGAAGACCAACGCAGUUAAUGGAUCCCGCCCCGCUCCCGCCCCUGCCACUUCCUCUCAGGUCCUCCUGGACACCUUUGAGUCCCCUGCUGUCCCUGCUCCUACCAAGUGGGCCCAGAACCUUCCCUCCGAGGAGGAGCAGAUGCGUCUCUUGGGAGCUGCCAAGGGUGAUGACGAAUGGACCACCGUCUCCAAGAAGCAGAUCAAGAAGAAGGGCGGCAAGACUGACGAGAGUGUCAGCGAGACCAGUGCCUCGGAGAACCAGUCCACUACCGUCGCUCCUGCCCCUGUUGAGCCGCGUGUGACAGUGACCCCAACCUACCUCCCUGACAUCCUGCGCUCUCGUGAGAAGGGCCACCCCUUGGAUUCUGACUGGGCUGCGUGA